Messenger RNA from Eufriesea mexicana, 1819 nucleotides. It is a transcript of the gene Golgin84, whose product is annotated as golgin A5. The record is from RefSeq and is a predicted model, not a curated record. Gene Ontology annotation, biological process: Golgi organization; retrograde transport, vesicle recycling within Golgi. The coding region runs from base 62 to 1819 and encodes 585 amino acids. The transcript is spliced from 7 exons. Gene Ontology annotation, cellular component: Golgi membrane; Golgi cisterna. Lineage: Eukaryota; Metazoa; Arthropoda; Insecta; Hymenoptera; Apidae.
UUGCGAAGUGUUAAACGUCAUCACAGUCAUAACAAGUGUCUUUCUUUAUUUUAAUCUGAAAAUGGCAUGGUUGUCAGGUCUUGCUGACAAGGCAGAAAAUUUAUUGAAUAAAAUAGACAAAAACACUGCAGCAGUUUUAAAUAAAGAUAGAUAUGAGAUACCACAAUCUCAAUUAACACAUGUUACAUGGAUUCCUUCUGAGUCAUGUGUUAAUACACAAGAUGGCACAAUUUUGAAAUCUACUACAGAAUCACCAAAAGAAUUUUCUUAUGUUCGCUCAACAUCGAAUCUUUCUUCAUUGACAACAAAUUCUGUUAUGUCUAGAGAUGAAGAGCUUUUUACUUUUUUAAAUACACCAGAUUCAAGUCCAAAAAAGAAUAUAGCAGAAGUUUCAAUGUCAUCACCAACACCAUCACUUGUGGUUAAUCAUCCAACAGAUAUUACAGAUUCUAUAUCAGACUUAUCAAUUCAUAGUGGCCAUACUAGUCCAAGUUCUAUGCAUACCUCUGUAGAUGUUCCAGAUAAUUUUAAUAAUGACAAUGCAAAUAUAAACAAUGUUAAUUUUUGUAAAAAUGAGAUAGUAAAUACACUAAAUAACGAGAUAAUGGAAAAUCAAACUUCUGGUAUUGUUUUGAAUAACGGACAUAAUACUAUAAAGGAAAAUUCAGAUACUAUGCAACAAGAAUAUGAGUAUGAUGUGAAACAGGAAAAUAUGGAAAUAAAUAAAUUGAUGAAUUCACCAAACAAUAAAUACAUAAAAAAAUAUUUAAAAGAAGUAGAAAGAAAUUUAGAAGAAAGGAAUGAACUACUUGGAAAACAAGAAACAGAUCAUCAGAAAGAAAUAAUAGUUUUGAAUGAAAAAUUACAAUCUCUAUGUACAGAAAAGAUACAGUUAUCUAAGCAAAUAGUAGAAUUACAAUCUGUUUUAGAAAGAAGUAGGUUAGAAUUAAACUCCACUAGAUCUGACUUAGAACAACAUAAAGCUAGAGCUUUGAAAACAUUACAAGAAAAAGAAAAAUUGAUAACAGAAUUAAGGUGUAAUGAAACCACAGGAAUGGAUGAUACAACAAUCAUGGAACUAAAUCAGUUAAGACAAGAGCGCGAUAUACUUAGAGAAGAAAAUCAGCAGUGUUCAGAACAAUUGAGAAUAGUGCAUGAAGAGUUAAUGAACGCUAAUGUGAAACUGGAAAAAAUGAGACAAAAAUCUGCUGAAACCAAUGUACAAGCUCAAGAAAUUUUUGCCACAGAAAGACGUAGAAGAUUAGACGCAGAAGAAGAUGCAAGAUUACAUUCAGAUGAAAUAAGAUCGUUAAAGGACGAAUUAAUUCGUCAACGUAAUAAUUAUACGACACAGUUACAAAAAAAUGAUUCUGAAAUUACUCGUCUUCGAAUGCAAUUAUCUGCAACUUCAACACCAAAUAGCGAAGUAGAAUCGAGAUUGGCAUCUCUAACACAAACAUUGGUUUCAAAACAACAAGCAUUAGAAAAUUUAACAACCGAAAGAAAUGCUUUAAGAUUACAAUUAGAAAAAGUUGAACAUGAAUUUAAAAAUAGUCGACGUAAUGUUUCUUAUAAUAGCAUAAAUGACACAGAUGAUGCUAAAGCUCAGGUACCGACAUUUUUAAUAGAAACCCCAUUUGAUACUGGAGUUACAAGAAGGGUAAAAAGAGCCUACUCUUCGUUGGACGCUAUUAGUAUUCGAACAGGGGUAUUUUUAAGAAGAUAUCCUCUUGCUAGGAUUUUAGUAUUAAUUUAUAUGGCUUUACUUCAAUUUUGGGUUCUUAUAGUGCUUCUGUCACAAUCACCAGAAGCACAUUAA